GAGCCCCCAGCGCACUGCCUCAGGGUUGCGCUCGCCUGCUCGCUCGCGCUCGCUAGCCCGACGACGCGGGAGCCGCGCGAGCCGGACCAAGCUCGCCUUGCUCCCGGCCGCCGAGCGGCGGCCCCCUGAGGCGGGGCCCUUGGUUCUCCGCCCGAAGACGGUCGGGUUCGCCUUAUCUACGGCUCCAGAGCGGCGGCGGCGGCGGGAAAAUGAAGAACGAAAUUGCUGCUGUUGUCUUCUUUUUCACAAGGCUAGUUCGAAAACAUGAUAAGUUGAAGAAAGAGGCAGUUGAGAGAUUUGCUGAGAAGUUGACUCUGAUACUUCAAGAAAAAUACAAAAAUCACUGGUAUCCUGAAAAACCUUCAAAAGGACAGGCCUACAGAUGCAUUCGUGUUAAUAAGUUUCAGAGAGUCGAUCCUGACGUCUUGAAAGCCUGUGAGAACAGCUGCAUCUUGUACAGUGACCUGGGCUUGCCAAAGGAACUCACUUUGUGGGUGGACCCAUGUGAGGUGUGCUGUCGGUAUGGAGAAAAAAACAAUGCUUUCAUUGUUGCCAGCUUUGAAAAUGAGGAUGAGAACAAGGAUGAGAUCUCUAAGAAAGUUACCAGGGCCCUUGAUAAGGUUACCUCUGAUUAUCAUUCAGGAUCCUCUUCUUCAGAUGAAGAAACGACAAGUAAAGAAAUGGAAGUGAAAUCCAGUUCAGUGACUGCAACCCCAGGUCCCAUGUACCAGAUUUCAGAACUUAUAUUCCCACCUCUUCCUAUAUGGCACCCUUUGCCCAGAAGAAAGCCAGGAAUGUACCGAGGGAAUGGUCAUCAGAGUCACUACCCUCCUCCUGUUCCAUUUGGUUAUCCGAAUCAGGGAAGGAAGAAUAAUAAACCUUAUCGUCCAAUUCCAGUAACAUGGGUGCCUCCUCCUGGAAUGCACUGUGACCGAAAUCACUGGAUUAAUCCGCACAUGUUAGCACCUCAUUAGCUGCUUUUGAUUCUAUUGGUGUUGAGAGAAGGUAGAAUAAGCCUGACUACAUAUUAAAAGUUAAAAGUUCAUACUCAUAGUAGUAAAGUUAGAUGGGUUAAACCAUCAAACUUAUUUUUAUAGAGAAGUUAUUGAGAAUAAUCUUUCUUAAAAAUAUAUGCACUUUAGAUAUAUUGAUAUAGUUUGAGAAACUUUAUUAAAGUUAGUCAAGUGCCUGAGUUUUUAAUAUUGGACUUGAGUAUUUAUAUGUUGUGCAUCAACUCUGUUGCAUACAAGAACACUGUAGGAGUGGACGAUCUGUUCUAGCACCUUGGAGCAUUUACUUUGUGGAGAGUAUGUAAGUUAUUUAUACACAAGGAAAUAUAUUUUAUGUUACUGUUUAGAAGAAUUGUGUGAAAUCAUGUAGUUGCAAAUAAAAAGUAGUUUGAGGCAUGA
This is a messenger RNA of Phyllostomus hastatus (greater spear-nosed bat), 1409 nucleotides long. RefSeq names its product BTG anti-proliferation factor 3 (gene BTG3). Lineage: Eukaryota; Metazoa; Chordata; Mammalia; Chiroptera; Phyllostomidae. Gene Ontology annotation, cellular component: cytoplasm; nucleus. The record is from RefSeq and is a predicted model, not a curated record. The coding region runs from base 210 to 974 and encodes 254 amino acids. Gene Ontology annotation, biological process: negative regulation of cell population proliferation; negative regulation of mitotic cell cycle. The transcript is spliced from 5 exons.